CCUGCUCGUCUGCAGCCGGGGAGUCGCGCGGGGCGGGGCCGCGUGCGCGGGGUCGGGGGCGCGCGGGCCUGAGCAGACUAGGGACGCGGCGGCGGUUGGCGGUGGCUGCUGAGAGUACCGCAAGGACUGUGAGAGGAGGCGGCGGAGGUACCCGCGGCACCCGCAGAGACAGCGAGAGCGGCUGAGGCGGCGGUCCGACGCGUGCUCUCUGGGCGGGGUGCGGCGGGGUAUGUGCCUGCCCCGACCGGGCGGAGUCUCUCUGACAGGGCGGGGGAUGCGCGGCGGCCGCUCUCUCGGACCCUGAGGCUGCUGGGCCCACCCUCCCGGAACCGUCCGACCCUUGGUGGCCUUAGCCUCUGCUGUCUUCGGCGGCCUGACCCUGGGGCCGCGGGUGGGAAGUGGCUUCUGGCGAAGAGGAGGGGGCUGUGGUGGCCACCGCGGCGGAGCCCGAGUUCUUUUGCCACGAAAAUGGUUUGCACAGUUUUGAACACAUACUAUCCAUGCUGAUGGGACAGAGUCCAAUAUGAAUAUAAAUGAUGGAGGAAGACGACGCUUUGAGGAUAAUGAACAUACAUUACGUAUAUAUCCUGGGACAAUUUCAGAAGGGACUAUCUACUGUCCAAUUCCUGCCAGAAAAAACUCCACAGCUGCUGAGGUGAUUGACUCUCUUAUAAACAGACUUCAUCUUGACAAAACAAAAUGUUACGUUCUUGCAGAAGUAAAGGAAUUUGGUGGAGAAGAAUGGAUACUCAAUCCAACAGACUGUCCAGUUCAGCGAAUGAUGUUGUGGCCUCGGAUGGCUUUGGAAAAUCGCCUGAGUGGAGAGGACUAUCGCUUUCUUCUGAGAGAAAAAAACCUUGAUGGAUCAAUCCAUUAUGGUAGUCUGCAGUCAUGGCUACGGGUGACAGAAGAACGCCGCAGGAUGAUGGAACGGGGUUUUCUUCCACAGCCUCAACAGAAAGACUUUGAUGAUUUAUGUAGCUUACCUGAUUUGAAUGAGAAAACUCUUUUAGAAAACCUACGAAAUCGCUUUAAGCAUGAAAAAAUUUACACCUAUGUUGGCAGUAUUCUAAUAGUUAUUAACCCAUUCAAGUUUCUUCCUAUUUAUAAUCCCAAAUAUGUCAAAAUGUAUGAUAACCACCAAUUGGGAAAACUGGAGCCCCAUAUUUAUGCUGUGGCUGAUGUAGCUUAUCAUGCCAUGCUUCAGCGCAAAAAGAAUCAGUGCAUCGUGAUUUCAGGAGAGAGUGGUUCUGGAAAGACUCAAAGCACAAACUUUCUUAUUCACCACCUUACUGCUCUCAGUCAGAAGGGAUUUGCCAGUGGAGUGGAACAAAUUAUUCUUGGAGCUGGACCAGUGCUUGAGGCCUUUGGAAAUGCAAAGACAGCUCAUAAUAACAAUUCAAGUCGUUUUGGCAAAUUUAUUCAAGUAAAUUACCAAGAAACUGGCACCGUACUUGGUGCCUAUGUUGAAAAAUAUCUACUGGAGAAGUCCAGACUCGUUUAUCAAGAGCAUAAUGAACGGAACUAUCAUGUAUUUUAUUACCUCCUGGCAGGAGCAAGUGAAGAGGAAAGAUUAGCAUUCCAUCUUAAACGACCAGAAGAAUAUCAUUAUCUCAAUCAGAUAACAAAGAAACCCCUCAGACAGAGCUGGGAUGAUUAUUGCUAUGACUCUGAGCCGGAUUGCUUCUCGGUGGAGGGUGAAGAUUUGAGGCAUGAUUUUGAACGCUUACAGCUGGCCAUGGAAAUGGUAGGAUUUCUUCCCAAGACACGAAGACAGAUUUUCUCUCUUCUCUCAGCAAUACUACAUUUGGGUAAUAUCUGUUAUAAAAAGAAGACAUACCGGGAUGACUCCAUAGAUAUCUGUAAUCCUGAAGUUCUGCCCAUUGUCUCAGAAUUAUUAGAAGUUAAAGAAGAGAUGCUAUUUGAAGCGUUAGUUACAAGGAAGACUGUGACAGUGGGAGAAAAGCUUAUCUUGCCAUAUAAACUGGCAGAGGCUGUGACAGUGAGAAAUUCCAUGGCUAAAUCUUUAUAUAGUGCCCUGUUUGACUGGAUAGUUUUUCGGAUUAAUCAUGCACUUCUGAACAGUAAAGAUUUGGAGCAAAAUACAAAGACUUUGUCCAUUGGUGUUCUUGAUAUUUUUGGGUUUGAAGAUUAUGAAAAUAACAGCUUUGAGCAGUUCUGUAUUAAUUUUGCUAAUGAACGUUUACAACACUACUUCAAUCAGCAUAUUUUUAAAUUGGAGCAGGAGGAGUAUAGAACUGAAGGUAUCAGCUGGCACAAUAUAGAUUAUAUUGAUAAUACCUGUUGUAUAAAUCUUAUUAGCAAGAAGCCAACAGGUCUGCUCCAUCUUUUGGAUGAAGAAAGCAACUUUCCACAGGCCACAAAUCAAACAUUGCUAGAUAAAUUUAAGCAUCAGCAUGAAGAGAAUUCCUACAUUGAGUUUCCAGCUGUGAUGGAGCCUGCUUUCAUCAUAAGGCAUUACGCUGGGAAAGUGAAGUAUGGGGUCAAGGAUUUCCGGGAAAAAAAUACAGAUCAUAUGCGCCCUGACAUUGUAGCUCUUCUAAGAAGUAGCAAGAAUGCAUUUAUCUCUGGGAUGAUUGGAAUUGAUCCUGUAGCUGUUUUCCGAUGGGCAGUUCUCAGAGCUUUUUUCAGAGCCAUGGUUGCUUUCAGGGAAGCUGGGAAAAGACACAUUCAGACAAAAACUGGGCAUGAUGAUACAGCGCCAUGUGCAAUUUUGAAAAGUAUGGAUAGUUUUAGCUUUCUCCAGCACCCAGUCCACCAGAGGAGCUUAGAGAUUCUGCAGAGGUGCAAGGAAGAGAAGUACAGUAUAACCCGGAAAAAUCCCAGAACACCUCUUUCUGAUCUCCAGGGCAUGAAUACUCUAAAUGAAAAAAAUCAACAAGAUACAUUUGAUAUUGCAUGGAAUGGCAGAACUGGGAUUCGUCAGAGCAGACUAUCGAGUAGCACCUCUUUGCUUGAUAAAGAUGGGAUAUUUGCUAAUUCAGCUAGCAGCAAACUCUUGGAGAGAGCCCAUGGAAUUCUCAUGAGAAACAAAAAUUUCAAGUCCAAGCCUGGCCUUCCAAAGCACUUGCUAGAGGUAAAUUCUUUAAAGCACCUGACAAGACUGACGCUACAGGAUCGCAUCACCAAGUCUCUUCUUCAUUUGCACAAGAAGAAAAAGCCUCCCAGUAUCAGUGCCCAGUUUCAGGCCUCAUUAAGCAAGCUGAUGGAGACACUUGGUCAAGCAGAACCCUAUUUUGUAAAAUGCAUUCGCUCUAAUGCUGAAAAGCUGCCAUUAAGAUUCAAUGAUGCCUUGGUGCUUCGACAGCUUCGGUACACUGGAAUGCUGGAGACAGUUCGAAUUCGCCAAUCCGGAUACAGCUGCAAAUAUUCUUUCCAGGAUUUUGUGAGCCACUUCCAUGUACUUCUUCCCCGAAAUAUUAUUCCAUCCAAAUUUAACAUUCAGGAUUUCUUCAGGAAAAUAAAUCUUAAUUCGGAUAAUUACCAAGUUGGAAAAUCCAUGGUGUUCCUAAAGGAGCAGGAACGACAGCACCUACAAGAUCUGCUUCACCAAGAGGUGCUCCGCAGGAUCAUAUUGUUGCAGCGAUGGUUCAGGGUUCUGCUGUGUAGGCAGCAUUUUCUCCAUCUGAGACAGGCAUCCAUCAUUAUCCAGCGAUUCUGGAGGAAUUACCUAAAUCAGAAGCAAGUCAGAAGUGUAGCUGUGCAGAAGGAUGUUUUAGUUAUGGCUAGUGCAGCCACUCUGCUCCAGGCCUCCUGGCGUGCUCACUUAGAGAGGCAGAGGUAUUUGGAGCUCCGGACUGCAACUAUCAUCGUCCAGCAGAGAUGGAAGGAAUAUUACAGACGGAGACAUAUGGCUGCUCUCUGCAUUCAGGCAAGAUGGAAAGGCUACAGGGAAAGUAAGAGGUAUCAAGAACAAAGAAACAAAAUCAUCCUUUUGCAAUCAAUUUGUAGAGGAUUCAGAGCAAGACAAAGGUUUAAAGUUUUAAAAGAACAAAGACUGAAAGAAACAAAACUAGAACUUGGAUUGGCAAAUACUGAGCCAUCUGGAGCUCUGGAAAUCCAGGGUUCAGACCCUUCAGAAUGGGAGGAUUGUUCCUUUGAUAACAGAGUUAAAGCUAUAAAGGAAUGUAAGUCUGUGAUAGAGAGUAAUCGAAUUAGCCAGGAAAGUUCAACAGACUGCUUGAAAGAGUCCCCAAACAAGCGACAGGAGAGAGCCAGAAGCCACAGUGGUGCAGACUUGCAGGAAGAAGUGAUUGUCAGAGAGAGACCUAAGUCCUUGGAGGAUCUCCACCAAAAAAAAGUAGGUCGGGCCAAAAGAGAAAGUCGGAGAAUGAGAGAACUUGAGCAGGCUAUAUUUAGUUUAGAAUUGUUGAAAGUUCGUUCUCUUGGUGGCGUGUCUCCUUCUGAGGAACGUAGAUGGUCUACAGAACUGAUGCCGGAAGCCCUUCAGUCUCUACAGGGUACACCUGACAGUGAAAGCUCUCAAGAAAGCUUGGAACUUCUGAGUUGUGAGGAAAGCCAGAAGAGCAAACUGGAAUCCAUAACUUUAGAUGAAGGAGACUUGCAGCUUCAGUCACCUAAAAUAUCCAGCAGUCCAAAAUUUGAUUCACAGAACAAUGUCAUCAGUGCCUCAGGUGAGACUAACUAUACUUUGAUUGAAAAGGGGGCAUCCUCUGACUCAGUCUAUUUGAAGAAUGGGACUAUGAAGGAAAAACUGGUUUGCCGUUCUGAAUCUAUUACCUGUAAGCCACAGCUGAGAGACCCCUUUAUUUCAAAUAGUUUGCCUACGUUUUUUUAUAUUCCUCAACAAGACCCACUGAAAACAAGUUCCCAACUAGAUACAAGUAUCCAGAGAAACAAGCUGUUAGAAAGUGAAGAAACACUUUCAGCUCUCACUUCGGAUAUCAACAGGGAAGCCAGAAAGUACCACUUUCCAGGAGAAAAUCAAGUUGUUACAUCUUUGAAUACAGAUUCUUCUAAUACUGUGCUGAAGAAGUUAGAAAAGCUAAACAUUGAGAAGGAAGAAAGGCAAAAGCAGUUGCAGCAGCAGAAUGAAAGAGAGAUGAUGCAACAGAUUCGUCAGCAGACAGGUAUUUUAGAGAAGGAGCGUAAAGCCUUCAAGACAGUUGAAAAGCCAAGAACUGGGGAGUCCUUCCUGGCACCAUCUUUCCAUCCAUCAGAGCAAAGAGCAGAGAGGCCAUCUUCCCUCCUUAUUCUGAAUACCCCAAAUAAGGAAGAGCCCAAUGUAGUAAGGCCUCCAUCAGUAUCAGUAAAAGAUGCAGCUCUUCUUCCAAAAGACAGCCUUCCUGCUCACCCACCCCAGAAGGACCGACCUGUCACCUUGUUCUUUGAAAGGAAAGGAGGCCCAUGCCAGUCUGCUACUACCAAGGAAUUAUCCAAGACAGACAGAAUGUGCACCCAUCUGAAUGUAGCCAGUAAACUUUCUAAUAAUCGUAUUUCAAAAAGAGAACACCACAGACCUACUCAGUCUUAUAGCCACAAAUCUGAUGACUCCUCCAGAGAUGGAAAUACUAGGAUUAUUUUCUUCACACCAAAGGACAAUAUGAGUAUUUCCCUUGUCAACAAGGAAGCCUUAAACAGUGGAAAUCUUCAACUCCGUAAACAAGAUGAACCAAAUUGGAAACCUGUGAAGUUAACUGGGCCGGGCAAAGGAGAGCAGGUUGCCAGACCGGCCCAUAAAAAGAAAGCUCGAAUGGCGCGGACGCGCUCCGAUUUCUUGACUAGAGGUACUUUUGCCGAUGGGGAGGGGGAUACAGAGGAAGAUGAUUACGAUGACAUUAUUGAGCCCCUUCUCUCCCUUGACCAAGCUUCUCACUCUGAGCUAGGGCCUGCACCCAGCCUGGGUCAGGCCUCUCACAGUGACUCCGAAAUGACGUCACAGCGAUUUUCUUCAGUUGAUGAAGAAGCAAAGCUUCAUAAGACUAUGUCUCAAGGAGAGAUUACAAAAUUGGCAGUGAGGCAGAAAGCUUCAGAUUCAGAUAUAAGACCUCAGAGAGCUAAGAUGAGAUUCUGGGCCAAAGGGAAACAAGGGGAGAAGAAGACUACCCGAGUGAAAGCUGCCACCCAGUCAGAGGUUUUGGGAUUCCUUGCUGGCUCAGAUACGAUUCUAUCUCAUCAGUUUCCAGAUGAAUUAGUUCAGUAUCAUCCGACACCUCCUUUGAGCCCAGAAUUGCCUGGUAGUUGCCGGAAGGAGUUUAAAGAGAACAAAGAACCUUCUCCAAAGGCAAAGCGGAAGCGAAGUGUGAAGAUCAGCAGUGUGGCUUUGGAGUCUAUGCACUGGCAAAAUGACUCUGUCCAGAUCAUAGCAAGUGUCAGUGAUUUAAAAAGUAUGGAUGAAUUUCUUCUGAAAAAGAUGAAUGAUCUAGAUAAUGAAGACAGCAAGAAAGACACAUUAGUGGAUGUUGUAUUUAAAAAAGCCUUGAAAGAAUUUCGGCAGAAUAUCUUCAGCUUUUAUUCGUCUGCCUUGGCGGUAGAUGAUGGGAAAAGCAUACGAUAUAAAGACCUCUACGCACUAUUUGAACAGAUUCUGGAAAAGACCAUGAGGCUUGAGCAGCGUGAUUGGAGUGAAUCUCCAGUCAGAGUUUGGGUCAACACUUUUAAAGUGUUUUUGGAUGAAUAUAUGAAUGAAUUCAAAACUUUGGAUUGUAUACCCACAAAGGUACCAAAAACAGAAAGAAAGAAAAGAAGGAAAAAAGAAACUGAUUUAGUGGAAGAGCACAAUGGUCACAUCUUUAAGGCUACCCAGUAUAGCAUCCCUACAUACUGCGAAUACUGUUCUUCUUUGAUAUGGAUAAUGGACCGAGCCUCUGUUUGCAAGUUAUGUAAAUAUGCUUGCCAUAAGAAAUGCUGUCUGAAAACCACAGCCAAGUGCUCUAAAAAGUAUGAUCCAGAGCUGUCAUCUCGACAAUUCGGGGUUGAAUUGUCUCGUUUGACCAGUGAAGAACGAACUGUUCCUUUAGUGGUGGAAAAGCUCAUAAACUACAUUGAAAUGCAUGGACUGUACACAGAAGGGAUUUAUCGAAAGUCUGGUUCAACUAAUAAAAUCAAGGAGCUUCGACAAGGUCUAGAUACAGAUGCUGAGAGUGUAAACCUGGAUGACUAUAACAUACAUGUUAUUGCAAGUGUAUUCAAACAAUGGCUUCGUGAUUUGCCCAAUCCACUCAUGACCUUUGAGCUCUAUGAGGAAUUUCUUCGAGCUAUGGGCCUUCAGGAGAGGAAAGAAACAAUCCGUGGUGUAUACUCUGUGAUUGACCAGCUCUCCCGAACUCAUCUAAAUACACUGGAACGGCUCAUCUUUCAUCUAGUCAGGAUUGCUCUACAGGAAGAAACUAAUCGAAUGUCUGCUAAUGCUUUGGCCAUUGUAUUUGCCCCCUGCAUUCUUCGAUGCCCUGAUACCAUUGACCCACUACAAAGCGUGCAGGACAUCAGUAAGACUACCACCUGUGUGGAGCUGAUUGUUGUAGAACAGAUGAAUAAAUACAAGGCUCGUCUCAAAGACAUCAGUAGCCUGGAAUUUGCUGAGAAUAAGGCAAAGACCAGGCUGUCACUGAUUCGUAGAUCAAUGAAACCUGUACUAAUUGCAGUUAGAUUUAUGAGCAUUACCCGCAGUUCAGUCUCGGGAAAGGGGCGACUUCGUCGAGGAAACUAUCCAAGUCCAUCCUCUCCUGUUGUGGUCCGGUUGCCCUCCAUGUCUGAUGUCCCAGAAGAGACCUUGACUAGUGAAGCCACUGUGGAGACUGACAUCACAGAACAACAGCAAGCAGCCAUGCAGCAAGAGGAGAGAGUACUGACUGAGCAGAUUGAGAACCUACAGAAGGAGAAGGAGGAGCUAACAUUUGAGAUGCUUGUACUGGAACCCCGUGCUUCUGAUGAUGAAACCCUUGAGUCUGAGGCUUCCAUUGGGACUGCUGAUAGCUCAGAAAAUUUGAAUAUUGAGUCUGAAGGUGCCAUCUCUGAGAAGUCAGAGAGAAGCUUGGUCCUUAGCUCCCUGAAGGCAGCUGGCAAAUCUGAACCUUCAAGCAAGUUACGAAAGCAGCUAAAAAGGCAGCAAGACUCUCUGGAUUCAGUAGACUCUUCAUUCUCUACUUUAUGUUCAUCUAACACUGCAUCUUCUCAUGGGACCAGAAAACGAUUUCAGAUUUAUUCUAAAUCUCCUUUCUACCGAGCUGCAUCAGCUGGCGAGGCCCUCGGAGUGGAAGGGCCAUUCGGUCAGACCAAAUCCCUGGAAGACAGGCCUCAGUUCAUCAGCAGAGGAACCUUCAACCCUGAAAAGGGCAAACAGAAAUUAAAGAAUGUGAAAAACUCACCUCAGAAAACCAAAGAGACCCCAGACGGGACAGUUGUGACUGGCCGCAGGAAAACUGUGGACCCAGACUCCAGCUCCACCCAACAGCUAGCUCUCUUUGGAAAUAAUGAGUUUAUGGUCUGAACUGGCAGCUGUGUGUCCCUUCAUGGCUACAGAGUAGUAAACCCAUCUCAUCUUCGGGGCCUGUUCCCAUCCCCUUGUCCACAAUAGUUCAACCUAAUUGUGGUCCUGCCUCUUGCCCAAGCAUACAACCAAGAACUUGUGUGCUGAUUUCCUGGGCCUCCUGCAGAAACAGAAAGGCCUCUGUGAAGCCUGCUGGGGAUGGUGCCAGCUGUGCCUUGGCUGCUGUAUUUGACUGGGGAGUUCACUAAACAGAGCCACCGGGGGCCUGGGGAUUUGGUCAGUUGUGGAGAUCUUCCUAGUUGCCUCUUCCUCCAUCCUCUUUUCCUUCCCAGAGGUGGGUGUUGAACUGGGGGGAACAUGGUGGGCCUGAGGGAACCACUGAUUUUUGACAUUUGAAGAAAACAUAUAAAUCUUUCUUAACCGCGAAAGCAAAAGCCUUUGGGUUUAUUUUGGGAUAGUUAGGAGUUGGGGUAGAAUAUAAUUUUUUUCCAAGGAUUUAUAAACAAAAAGCUUAAGCCCUCUAUUUUAAGAUUUUUGAGAAAUACUCCAUGUUAUAUUCUGGGGAAAGUAAAAACCUAAUUGUUUCCAUGAAGCCAUCAGAGCAUGUCUCAGACAUCUGGUUACAUGAUGAAGAAGAGAGUACAUGUUUUGUUUUUUGAUGAUGUUCAGUGUCAUAAUAAUGCUGGUUUCACUCCUGGUUAUUUCCUGCCAAAUAUAUUGCAUGGGCUGAAGUUUCAGUUUUCCUACUGUACUCAGACUUCCUGGUCCUAGGAUUAGGUUCCUCUAAUUUUUUUCAGAGACGUGUUGAUCCCUAAACAUGAGGGUCUCAUCCUAAUCCACCCAGGCUUUCCUCUUUGUAUAGAUUAAUAAGCUGAAGAUCACAUACGAACCUGUUCAUCUGCUGGUGGAUUUCCACCACAAACUCAGACAAGUAAUGUGACCAUCUAAUCACUUCUCCUAAAACAUUCAUACACAACACUGCAUGAAUAAGUGUUAACAGAAAGCUGCCAAAAAAAAAAAGAAAAGUUUUUAAUAUAACCAUCUAACUAACUUCUUUUCCUCAGACCAUCAGUAUUAAAUAGAUGAAAAAAUAAA
Messenger RNA from Mustela erminea (ermine), 9565 nucleotides. It is a transcript of the gene MYO9A, whose product is annotated as myosin IXA. Gene Ontology annotation, cellular component: myosin complex. The coding region runs from base 524 to 8470 and encodes 2648 amino acids. Lineage: Eukaryota; Metazoa; Chordata; Mammalia; Carnivora; Mustelidae. The record is from RefSeq and is a predicted model, not a curated record. The transcript is spliced from 44 exons. Gene Ontology annotation, biological process: intracellular signal transduction; positive regulation of GTPase activity. Gene Ontology annotation, molecular function: ATP binding; microfilament motor activity; protein binding.